Messenger RNA from Zea mays, 1740 nucleotides. RefSeq lists its product as uncharacterized. The coding region runs from base 265 to 1392 and encodes 375 amino acids. The record is from RefSeq and is a predicted model, not a curated record. The transcript is spliced from 4 exons. Lineage: Eukaryota; Viridiplantae; Streptophyta; Magnoliopsida; Poales; Poaceae. Gene Ontology annotation, molecular function: protein binding. Gene Ontology annotation, biological process: protein ubiquitination.
GUCGCGACUCCGGCCCAUUUCAUUCCAUUUCAUUCCACUCUACAUUUUCACCCUGCAAGUCUCCUGUUUCAGCUCUCUUCCCUUCACUCCAUCGGCUCGUCUGUACAGCAUCCCGUGUAGCGUGUAUCCACCUCGUCGCCACCUCAAUCCUCAUUCCCCAAUCCCGUCCGCUUCUCUCCCCGUCCCUUACCUCGCCCAGGAGGGGAGCCUCCCGCUUACAAACCCUAGCCUCUACUCCUCUGAGCUUCCACCGCUCCGCUCCCCAUGGAGGACGAGGACACCGGCCCCGGCGAUGGGGGCGAGGCCUCUCCUCCGCACCACGUCGCGGCGUCGAGCGACCGGGCGCGCGACAUGGUGGCGUCCCCGACCAGCUCGCGCUCUGUGACGCAGACGGUGAACGGGUCCCACCACUUCGUGAUCCAGGGCUACUCGCUCGCUAAGGGCAUGGGCGUGGGGAAGCACAUCGCCAGCGAGACAUUCACCGUGGGCGGUUACCAGUGGGCGAUCUACUUCUACCCCGACGGGAAGAACCCCGAGGACAACUCCACCUACGUCUCCGUCUUCAUCGCGCUCGCGUCCGACGGCACCGACGUGCGCGCGCUCUUCGAGCUCACGCUCCUCGACCAGAGCGGAAAGGGCAAGCAUAAGGUGCACUCGCACUUCGACCGCUCCCUAGAGUCCGGGCCGUACACCCUCAAGUACCGCGGAUCCAUGUGGGGCUACAAAAGGUUCUUUCGGCGUACUGCUCUUGAGCAAUCAGAUUUUCUUAAAGAUGAUUGCUUGAAGAUAAACUGUACUGUGGGUGUUGUAGUAUCAACUAUGGAUUAUUCUAGGCCACAUUCAAUAGAGGUUCCAGAGUCUGACAUAGGCUUUCAUUUUGGAACGCUUUUGGACACUCAGGAAGGUGUAGAUGUUAUUUUUAGUGUAGCAGGAGAGAAGUUUCAUGCCCAUAAGUUGGUAUUGGCUGCCCGAUCUCCCUUUUUUAGAUCUGAAUUUUUCGAUCAUGAAUUGGGUGAAGAGAAGAACGGAACUGAUACGGGGGAUGAAAUCAAAGAGAUCGUUAUUGAUGACAUGGAUCCUGUAGUGUUCAAGGCUGUGCUUCAUUUUAUCUACAGGGACAAUCUUGUUAAUGAUGACGAGUUGUCUGCAUCAAGCUCUGACUGCUCUAUCUUUGAUCGUUUGUCCGGGAAGUUAAUGGCUGCAGCAGACAAAUAUGAGUUGCCAAGGUUAAGAUUGUUGUGUGAAUCUUACUUGUGCAAGCAUAUUUCUGUAAAUUCCGUGGCAACUACUCUAGCAUUGGCUGAUCGGCACCAUGCUAUGGAGCUUAAAUCCGUUUGCCUCAAAUUUGCUGCCGAAAACCUGUCAGAUGCCCUUAUGUAUCUGCAGCUGUGAUCCGGACUGAGGGUUUCGACUAUCUCAAAGACAACUGCCCAUCUCUGCAGUCAGAGAUACUGCGGACAGUUGCCGGGUGUGAGGAGCCAUGUAGCAGCGGCUUGAAAAGCCAGAGCGUGUGGGCGCAGCUCUCUGACGGCGGCGACACCAGCGGGCGCAGGGUGAGGCCAAGGGUCUGAGACGCAAACCCCGGAAGCACUGACCUUUGUAAUCAAAAGCUGUUGUGGUGUAAAUGGGACGGCUUUUCUUAAUUUUCACUUGAGACAACGAUUUAAAUAACAUGAUUGACGUGUUUGUGGUGCUCGCAGUCAUUAUUUGGUUCUGAAUUCUGAGUCUGCCGCACAUUAA